GGCUAAGGCACGACACACAGAGUUGCUCGCAACCAGUCCAUCCUGGAGCUCUGCAGUGAUCUCCAGGGAAGAGCUUGCAGAGGUAGAAAGAUGGCUCUGCUGAGAUGGGUUCUUAAUUAAUGCACUGAGAGCCUGUGAGUCCCACCUCUCAACAGGAAUGAUUGACGUCCAAGGAUACAUAAAUUACACUAAUUGAGCUCUGCCUCUAUGUAGGCUUUCCACAGCCAACUCAUCAGAGAAGCUAGGCUUGAACCACACUGAUAUCUUUGGUUUGGUGACUCAAGCAAUCUGCCACCCAACUGAGGAACAAUAUACCUUUGGAUCUAAGGCUUCUCUAAGACAAAGAGAUUUGGAAUUUCAGCGAAGGCAAAGGAGCUGAAGACCUCUUUGUAGAAGAGAAGUUUGAAUUGCUAGCCCCCUAUCAGCACGAGGAGGUGUCUUUUUGAACAACAACGUGAUCCCAAAGAAGAGGUCUUCAUUCAAGACCGACUCCGCAUCUCUAUUGUGUCCAGCAUUUGACUCGUGUACUGGGAUGGUCUCCUAGGAGAGCUAAUGCAUAUGGACUGCACUUUGGAAGAAAGGACAGUGAGACUUGAACUCUAAGCGUGGAUGUUCUAGCAACCAGACCGAUGUGCCCAGAGAAGGAAUGAAGUAUGGAUGUGAAAGAACGUAGGCCUUACUGCUCCUUGACCAAGAGCAGACGAGAGAAAGAACGGCGGUACACAAACUCGUCUGCGGACAAUGAGGAGUGUAGGGUCCCCACUCAGAAGUCCUACAGCUCCAGCGAAACCCUGAAAGCUUUUGAUCAUGAUUCUUCACGGCUGCUUUAUGGAAACAGAGUAAAGGAUCUGGUCCACAGAGAAGCAGACGAGUAUACUAGACAAGGACAGAAUUUUACCCUAAGGCAGUUAGGAGUGUGUGAAUCCGCAACUCGAAGAGGAGUGGCAUUCUGUGCGGAAAUGGGGCUCCCUCACAGAGGCUACUCCAUCAGUGCAGGGUCAGAUGCUGAUACGGAAAACGAAGCAGUGAUGUCCCCAGAGCAUGCCAUGAGACUUUGGGGCAGGGGGGUCAAAUCAGGCCGCAGUUCCUGCCUGUCAAGCCGGUCCAACUCAGCCCUCACCCUGACAGACACAGAGCACGAGAACAAGUCGGACAGUGAGAGUGAGCAACCUGCAAACAACCAAGGGCAAUCUACCCUGCAGCCUCUGCCACCUUCCCACAAGCCGCACUCCGCGCAGCCUCAUCCAUCUAUCACUUCUCUCAAUAGAAACUCCCUGACCAAUAGAAGGAACCAGAGUCCGGCCCCGCCGGCUGCUUUGCCCGCCGAGCUGCAAACCACACCCGAGUCCGUCCAGCUGCAGGACAGCUGGGUCCUUGGCAGUAAUGUACCACUGGAAAGCAGGCAUUUCCUAUUCAAAACAGGGACAGGGACGACGCCACUGUUCAGUACGGCAACCCCGGGUUACACGAUGGCAUCUGGCUCUGUUUAUUCACCGCCUACCCGGCCACUUCCUAGAAACACCCUAUCGAGAGGUGCUUUUAAAUUCAAGAAGUCUUCCAAGUACUGCAGCUGGAGAUGCACCGCACUGUGCGCUGUAGGGGUCUCGGUGCUCCUGGCCAUACUCCUGUCUUAUUUUAUAGCAAUGCAUCUAUUUGGCCUCAACUGGCACUUACAGCAGACUGAGAAUGACACAUUUGAGAAUGGAAAAGUGAAUUCUGACAUCAUGCCAACAAACACUGUAUCAUUACCUCCUGGCGACAAUGGAAAAUUAGGUGGAUUUACACAUGAAAAUAACACCAUAGAUUCUGGAGAACUUGAUAUUGGCCGGAGAGCAAUUCAAGAGGUUCCCCCUGGGAUCUUCUGGAGAUCACAACUCUUUAUUGAUCAGCCACAGUUUCUUAAGUUCAACAUCUCUCUUCAGAAGGAUGCAUUGAUCGGAGUAUAUGGCCGGAAAGGCUUACCACCUUCCCAUACGCAGUACGAUUUUGUGGAGCUUCUGGAUGGCAGCAGGUUAAUAGCAAGAGAACAGCGGAAUCUGGUGGAAUCUGAAAGAGCCGGGCGACAGGCAAGAUCCAUCAGCCUUCACGAAGCUGGUUUUAUCCAGUACUUGGAUUCUGGCAUCUGGCAUCUGGCUUUUUACAACGAUGGUAAAAAUCCAGAGCCGGUGUCUUUUAAUACCAUCAUUAUAGAAUCUGUGGUGGAAUGCCCCCGAAAUUGCCAUGGAAAUGGAGAAUGUGUUUCUGGAACUUGCCAUUGUUUCCCAGGGUUUCUGGGUCCGGAUUGUUCAAGAGCAGCCUGUCCAGUGCUCUGUAGUGGCAAUGGGCAGUACUCCAAGGGCCGCUGCCUGUGUUUCAGUGGCUGGAAGGGCACCGAGUGUGAUGUGCCGACUACCCAGUGCAUUGACCCGCAGUGUGGGGGUCGUGGGAUUUGCAUCAUGGGCUCUUGCGCUUGCAACUCGGGAUACAAAGGAGAAAAUUGUGAAGAAGCGGACUGUCUUGACCCUGGAUGUUCUAAUCAUGGGGUGUGUAUCCAUGGGGAAUGUCACUGCAAUCCAGGAUGGGGUGGCAGCAACUGUGAAAUACUGAAGACCAUGUGUCCAGACCAGUGCUCCGGCCAUGGGACAUACCUUCAAGAAAGCGGCUCCUGCACUUGUGAUCCGAAUUGGACUGGCCCAGACUGCUCAAAUGAAAUAUGUUCAGUGGACUGCGGCUCACAUGGUGUUUGUAUGGGAGGCACUUGUCGCUGUGAGGAAGGCUGGACCGGACCAGCAUGCAGUCAGAGAGCUUGCCACCCUCGCUGUGCUGAACAUGGGACCUGUAAGGACGGCAAGUGUGAAUGCAGCCAGGGAUGGAAUGGAGAGCAUUGUACGAUUGCUCACUAUUUGGAUAAGAUAGUUAAAGCAGACAAGAUAGGAUAUAAAGAGGGUUGCCCCGGUUUGUGUAACAGCAAUGGAAGGUGUACACUGGACCAAAACGGCUGGCAUUGUGUUUGUCAGCCAGGAUGGAGAGGAGCAGGCUGUGAUGUAGCCAUGGAGACCCUGUGCACAGACAGCAAGGACAAUGAAGGAGACGGACUUGUUGACUGCAUGGACCCUGAUUGCUGCCUACAGAGUUCCUGCCAAAGUCAGCCCUACUGCCGGGGCUUGCCUGAUCCUCAGGAUAUCAUUAGCCAAAGUCUGCAGACACCAUCUCAGCAAGCUGCCAAGUCCUUCUAUGAUCGAAUCAGUUUCCUGAUUGGAUCGGAUAGCACCCAUGUGCUCCCUGGAGAAAGCCCUUUCAAUAAGAGCCUUGCAUCCGUCAUCCGAGGCCAAGUCCUAACUGCUGAUGGAACCCCACUUAUUGGCGUCAACGUCUCGUUUUUACAUUACUCAGAAUAUGGAUAUACUAUUACCCGCCAGGAUGGAAUGUUUGACUUGGUGGCAAAUGGUGGCGCGUCUCUGACUUUGGUGUUUGAACGCUCCCCAUUCCUCACUCAGUACCACACUGUGUGGAUUCCGUGGAAUGUCUUUUAUGUAAUGGAUACACUUGUCAUGAAGAAAGAAGAGAAUGACAUUCCCAGCUGUGAUCUCAGUGGGUUUGUGAGGCCAAGUCCCAUCAUUGUGUCAUCACCCUUAUCCACCUUCUUCAGAACUUCUCCCGAAGACAGCCCCAUCAUCCCCGAGACACAGGUCCUACAUGAAGAAACCACAAUUCCAGGAACAGAUCUGAGGCUUUCCUACCUGAGUUCCAGAGCCGCAGGGUACAAGUCAGUUCUUAAGAUCACCAUGACCCAGGCCGUCAUACCAUUUAACCUCAUGAAGGUCCAUCUGAUGGUAGCUGUGGUUGGGAGACUGUUCCAGAAGUGGUUUCCUGCCUCACCAAACCUGGCCUACACCUUUAUCUGGGAUAAGACAGAUGCAUAUAAUCAGAAAGUCUAUGGCCUGUCGGAAGCAGUUGUAUCAGUUGGAUAUGAAUAUGAGUCGUGUUUGGACCUGACUCUGUGGGAAAAGCGGACUGCUGUUUUGCAAGGCUACGAGUUGGAUGCUUCCAACAUGGGUGGCUGGACAUUGGAUAAGCAUCAUGUACUGGAUGUUCAGAAUGGUAUACUGUAUAAAGGAAAUGGGGAAAAUCAGUUCAUCUCCCAGCAGCCUCCAGUGGUCAGUAGCAUCAUGGGCAAUGGUCGGAGGCGCAGCAUCUCAUGCCCAAGUUGCAAUGGCCAAGCUGAUGGGAACAAACUGCUGGCACCAGUAGCACUAGCUUGUGGGAUCGAUGGCAGUCUAUAUGUAGGGGAUUUCAACUAUGUUCGACGGAUAUUCCCUUCUGGGAAUGUAACAAGUGUUUUAGAACUAAGAAAUAAAGAUUUUAGACAUAGUAGCAACCCAGCUCACAGAUACUACCUGGCUACAGAUCCGGUCACAGGAGAUUUGUACGUUUCCGAUACAAACACCCGCAGGAUUUAUCGCCCCAAAUCACUCACGGGAGCAAAAGACUUGACUAAGAACGCUGAAGUGGUUGCUGGGACCGGGGAACAAUGCCUUCCUUUUGACGAGGCAAGGUGUGGAGAUGGAGGGAAGGCUGUGGAGGCAACUCUCAUGAGUCCCAAAGGAAUGGCGAUUGAUAAGAAUGGACUGAUCUACUUUGUUGAUGGAACCAUGAUCAGAAAGGUUGAUCAAAAUGGAAUCAUAUCAACUCUCUUGGGGUCCAAUGACCUGACGUCAGCCAGGCCUUUAACCUGUGACACCAGCAUGCAUAUCAGCCAGGUACGUCUGGAAUGGCCCACUGACCUUGCCAUUAACCCCAUGGAUAACUCCAUUUAUGUCCUGGAUAAUAAUGUAGUUUUACAGAUCACCGAAAACCGUCAAGUCCGCAUCGCUGCUGGGCGGCCCAUGCAUUGCCAAGUCCCAGGCGUGGAAUAUCCCGUGGGGAAGCAUGCAGUCCAGACCACACUGGAAUCAGCUACUGCCAUUGCUGUGUCUUACAGUGGGGUCCUUUACAUUACCGAAACUGAUGAGAAGAAAAUUAACCGAAUAAGGCAGGUCACAACAGAUGGGGAAAUCUCCUUGGUGGCUGGAAUACCUUCAGAGUGUGACUGUAAAAAUGAUGCCAACUGUGACUGCUAUCAGAGUGGAGAUGGCUAUGCCAAAGAUGCCAAACUGAAUGCACCGUCCUCCCUAGCCGCCUCUCCAGAUGGCACACUGUACAUUGCAGAUCUGGGGAAUAUUCGGAUCCGGGCAGUGUCAAAGAAUAAGCCUUUACUUAACUCUAUGAACUUUUAUGAAGUUGCCUCUCCGACUGAUCAAGAACUCUACAUCUUCGACAUCAAUGGCACUCACCAGUACACCGUGAGCUUAGUCACCGGUGACUACCUGUAUAAUUUUAGCUACAGCAAUGACAACGACAUCACUGCUGUAACAGACAGCAAUGGCAAUACCCUCCGAAUACGAAGGGAUCCGAAUCGGAUGCCAGUCCGGGUGGUGUCUCCGGAUAACCAAGUGAUAUGGUUGACCAUAGGCACCAAUGGAUGUCUGAAAAGCAUGACCGCUCAAGGACUGGAACUAGUUUUGUUUACUUACCAUGGCAACAGUGGGCUUUUAGCUACCAAAAGUGAUGAAACUGGAUGGACAACAUUUUUUGACUAUGACAGUGAAGGUCGCCUAACGAAUGUUACAUUUCCAACCGGAGUGGUUACCAACCUACAUGGGGAUAUGGACAAGGCUAUCACAGUGGACAUUGAGUCAUCCAGCCGAGACGAAGACGUCAGCAUCACUUCAAAUUUGUCCUCAAUCGAUUCUUUCUACACCAUGGUUCAAGACCAGUUAAGAAACAGUUACCAGAUUGGUUACGACAGCUCCCUUAGAAUCAUCUAUGCCAGUGGUCUAGACUCACACUACCAGACGGAACCCCACGUUCUGGCUGGCACUGCGAAUCCCACAGUGGCCAAAAGAAACAUGACUCUUCCUGGUGAGAACGGACAGAAUCUGGUAGAAUGGAGAUUCCGAAAAGAACAAGCCCAAGGCAAAGUCAACGUGUUUGGCCGAAAGCUCAGGGUCAAUGGACGAAACCUCCUUUCAGUUGACUUUGAUCGGACCACCAAGACGGAAAAGAUCUACGAUGACCACCGGAAAUUUCUACUGAGGAUCGCUUAUGACACAUCGGGACACCCAACUCUCUGGCUGCCUAGUAGCAAGCUGAUGGCUGUCAAUGUCACCUACUCAUCCACGGGUCAGAUUGCCAGCAUCCAGCGAGGAACUACUAGUGAAAAAGUGGAUUAUGAUGGACAGGGGAGGAUUGUGUCUCGGGUCUUUGCUGAUGGUAAAACAUGGAGUUACACAUACUUAGAAAAGUCCAUGGUUCUCCUGCUCCAUAGCCAGCGGCAGUACAUCUUUGAAUACGAUAUGUGGGACCGCCUCUCUGCCAUCACCAUGCCCAGUGUGGCUCGCCACACCAUGCAGACCAUCCGGUCCAUUGGCUACUACCGCAAUAUCUACAACCCCCCAGAAAGCAAUGCCUCUAUCAUCACGGACUACAAUGAGGAAGGGCUGCUUUUGCAAACAGCUUUCCUGGGAACAAGUCGGAGGGUCUUAUUCAAGUAUAGAAGGCAGACCAGGCUAUCAGAAAUUUUAUACGAUAGCACAAGAGUCAGUUUUACCUAUGAUGAAACAGCAGGGGUCCUAAAAACAGUAAACCUUCAGAGUGAUGGUUUUAUUUGCACCAUUAGAUACAGGCAAAUUGGCCCCUUGAUUGACAGACAGAUUUUCCGCUUUAGUGAAGACGGAAUGGUAAAUGCAAGAUUUGACUAUAGCUAUGACAACAGCUUUCGAGUGACCAGCAUGCAGGGUGUCAUCAAUGAAACUCCACUGCCCAUUGAUCUAUACCAGUUUGAUGACAUUUCUGGCAAAGUUGAGCAGUUUGGAAAAUUUGGAGUUAUAUACUAUGACAUCAACCAGAUCAUUUCCACUGCCGUAAUGACUUAUACGAAACACUUUGAUGCUCAUGGCCGCAUCAAGGAGAUUCAAUAUGAGAUAUUCAGGUCACUCAUGUACUGGAUUACAAUUCAAUAUGAUAAUAUGGGCCGGGUAACCAAGAGAGAGAUUAAAAUAGGGCCCUUUGCCAACACUACCAAAUAUGCUUAUGAAUAUGAUGUUGAUGGACAGCUCCAAACAGUUUACCUAAAUGAAAAGAUCAUGUGGAGGUACAACUACGACCUGAAUGGAAACCUCCACCUGCUGAAUCCCAGCAGCAGCGCACGCUUGACGCCUCUUCGAUACGACCUUCGGGACAGAAUCACACGUCUGGGCGAUGUUCAGUACCGGUUGGAUGAAGAUGGCUUCCUUCGUCAGAGAGGCACAGAAAUCUUUGAAUACAGCUCCAAGGGGCUUCUGACUCGAGUUUACAGUAAAGGCAGUGGCUGGACAGUGAUCUAUAGGUAUGAUGGCCUGGGACGGCGUGUUUCCAGCAAAACCAGCCUGGGACAACACCUUCAGUUUUUUUAUGCUGACCUGACAUACCCCACUAGGAUUACUCAUGUCUAUAACCAUUCCAGUUCAGAAAUCACUUCCCUCUACUACGAUCUCCAAGGACAUCUUUUUGCCAUGGAGAUCAGCAGUGGGGAUGAGUUCUACAUCGCCUCAGAUAACACGGGGACACCACUGGCUGUGUUUAGUAGCAAUGGGCUUAUGCUGAAACAGAUUCAGUACACUGCCUAUGGCGAAAUCUACUUUGACUCCAAUAUUGACUUUCAGCUGGUAAUUGGAUUCCAUGGAGGCUUGUAUGACCCACUCACCAAAUUAAUCCACUUUGGAGAAAGAGAUUAUGACAUUUUGGCAGGACGAUGGACAACACCAGAUAUUGAAAUCUGGAAAAGGAUUGGAAAGGACCCGGCUCCGUUUAACCUGUAUAUGUUUCGGAAUAACAACCCUGCAAGCAAAAUCCAUGAUGUGAAAGACUACAUCACAGAUGUUAACAGCUGGCUGGUGACAUUUGGCUUCCAUCUGCACAAUGCUAUUCCUGGAUUCCCUGUUCCCAAAUUCGAUUUAACAGAACCUUCGUACGAGCUUGUGAAGAGCCAGCAAUGGGAUGAUGUGCCGCCCAUUUUUGGAGUUCAGCAGCAAGUGGCAAGGCAAGCCAAGGCUUUCCUGUCCCUGGGGAAGAUGGCCGAGGUGCAGGUGAGCAGACGCAAGACGGGCGGUGAGCAGUCCUGGCUGUGGUUUGCCACAGUCAAGUCGCUCAUCGGCAAGGGCGUCAUGCUAGCCGUGAGCCAGGGGCGUGUGCAGACCAACGUGCUCAACAUCGCCAACGAGGACUGCAUCAAGGUGGCCGCGGUGCUCAACAAUGCCUUCUACCUGGAGAACCUACACUUCACCAUCGAGGGUAAGGACACUCACUACUUCAUCAAGACCACCACGCCCGAGAGCGACCUGGGCACGCUGCGGCUGACGAGUGGCCGCAAGGCGCUGGAGAAUGGCAUCAAUGUGACGGUGUCGCAGUCUACCACAGUGGUAAACGGCAGGACUCGCAGGUUCGCCGAUGUGGAGAUGCAGUUCGGUGCUUUGGCGCUGCACGUGCGCUACGGCAUGACGCUGGAUGAGGAGAAGGCGCGCAUCCUGGAGCAGGCUCGCCAGCGCGCUCUCGCCCGGGCCUGGGCGCGCGAACAGCAGCGCGUGCGCGACGGCGAAGAGGGCGCGCGCCUCUGGACGGAGGGCGAGAAGCGGCAGCUACUGAGCGCCGGCAAGGUGCAAGGCUAUGAUGGGUACUACGUACUGUCGGUGGAACAGUACCCUGAGCUGGCUGACAGCGCCAAUAACAUCCAGUUCCUGCGACAAAGCGAGAUCGGCAAGAGGUAACCCCCGGGCCACCCCUGCACAGAGUCUCCUGUAGCACAAUCUGAAGCGGACUCUCCAAAGAGCCUUCCAGAACGACACUGCUCUGCAGACACACACACCACAGACACACAUGCGACACAAACCAGAAACAAAGACAACUUUUUUCUGAAUGACCUUAAAGGUGAUCGGCUUUAAAGAAUAUGUUUACAUAUGCAUAUCGCUGCACUCAUUUGGACUGGAAGUAUAAGAAGGAAAAAAAAAAAAGCAUUAACGAGGCCACGUUUUGCCGUGGCCCUCUGUACCCUUCGAGACACUGUAUUUAAGAAAGGUUUUAAAAAGAAAAAAGAAAAAAAAUGCGUACAAUGUUUCCAGAUAUUACUGAAUUGUCGACCUUUGCUUACAGGAAGUAAUCUCUACUUAGGAUGUGAUAUACAUAGAUCUGUUCACUUUAAAAUGUGGGGCAAAGUUACUGUUUAUAGAACCCAACUGCUUUCCCGUGCUGCUUUGUAAAAGGACAUCGGCACCAGGGACGUCUGCUUCGGCGGGGAUUUAAUAAUGGAUUUUACUAACAUGGCUUACCCUGGGAGGGAAAAACUGACAAAUAGAAUCCUUGUCACUGAUAAGCAAAGGAAACCCUGAUUUUUUUGUAAAUUAUGUGAGACAAGUUGUUUAUGGAUUUUUAUAUGAAUUACAAUUUACUGUACAUCAAAUAUUAGUCUCAGAGGAGUUAAUUUAUGUAAAGUGUUUAAAAAGUUUAUACUUAAAAAUAAAACGAUAAAAACAUGUGAACUGUGUGAUUUUUUUAAAAGGAUUGCACCUUUUGUUAUCUGUUAUAACUGUACAGUAUAACUUAUUAUAUUGUAGAGAUAUAACAACUUAUGCCUAUAAUGUCCAGAAGUGUUAAUAUUUUUGUAUUAGGUUAAAAAACAAAACAAAACAAUGUGCAACUUUCUAUCACGUAGAUGGAUAGGACUGUGCAAUCCUAAAUGGGUGGCUAAUCAGAGAACUCCUUUCUCUUCCUUCUCUUUCUCAUCUAGCCAAUGUCCUCAACCAUGGUCAAUCAAGAGGCACAGUAGAUACCCAAGGCUGGUGAAUGUGACAGAAGAUAUGGGGAGGGGGAACAAACCAAAAACAACACAAGGGGGAGAACUGGUUCUCUGACCCUCUCUAGACCCUAAAAGUCAAGCUGACUUAAUUGACCAGAGCUUGUAAUAUUGUAUUAUUGUCCCUCAAUGCUCCAUUGCACGAUGGAUGGAUGGAGGGAAGAGACCACAAUCUGAUGCUCGGAAACAUUUGUGGGGAGGGAAGGAUUUUGAUGUCAUGGUAACCAUGAACGUGUAUCUUAAUGUCUAGGAGAGAUAGCAGACACCGAGCAAUAGUGAGCCAGGGGACCCAGCCUGACAAGGUCACCCUCAUGAGUCUUGGAGUUGGACCCUUCGGUCAGCAAGUGGGACCAAUCAGGAAGGCAAGCUCCUGUAAGCCCACAUGGCCCCACCAUCACAGGGCCUUAUUUGAGUGGCAGCCUGUGCUGGCCAGGGGAAGCCUGGGGUGGUGGGUGGUGUAGGAAAGAAACUGACAUCAGUACCCCUGACUGCAAGCUUGGGGUUCCACCACAGAUACCACCUGCACUUCUUGUGCCAACCCAGCCGCUCUGACGAAUCUUUCGUGAGCACUGAAUUCAGCCACACACACACACACAAAAAAAAAAAAUAUUUUUAGAAGAUAUUUCUCAGUUCAUUGAGCUAUAGUAUGCACUGUUUUCCUCUAUGUAUAAUGGUGAUAAAUAUAGCAAGUGAACAUGUCGUAAAUAUAAAGGUUCAAGUGAUGUAUUGAAAAUAAUUUUCUAACUGCUUUGUAUGUAUCACAUACUCUAAACUGCACAGUAGGCGUGUUAUCGAACAUUGGCUGGGAAAGCUUCGAAAUAGCUACUGAAUUUACAGUCUCAGUGCUAUUCCUGUCGCUGUGUAUGUGGUAGAGAUUACCGGAGUAAUUAAUCUUCUAAUGAAUGCUGAUAUUUUAUUAGAAUGAAAGCACAGAUUAGCAUUAAUAUUUUUUAUCCUGGAAAUCCUUUGGCAAGUACUAGGAAGCCCAAAUUUAGAAAACUAUGAGAUUUCAAACCACGUAAACAUGGCUCUGUUUGACAUUUUAUUUUCUAACUGUUAACUUAGGUGUUCGCAGUUCUGUUGACUGGGACGUCGGCAGGACUGCAUUUAGCAUGCUGUAAGUACUUUUGGGUGAAAUAGGCUCCAAGUCUAAAUUCUCAGAAAUGUCUGUGAUGUAUUGGCCAUGAAAAGCAUACCACAUGGCGGAAGUGAAAUUGUACUCUUACCAUCUUCUCACCGUGGACUGGUCUUUACAGGGGCACCAAUAAAUGACAGAUUUGGAGAGUCUCCUGGUGCUUAUUUUAGAAGAAGUCAAAUCAACCCAAUUAGUGUCUUGUUAGUACGUAUAAUGAGCCUAUUUCUUUCUAAAAAGGCUUGUGGUCUGGACGUGCUUUUACAAGAAAUAGUGACCUUGGGGAAUAUGUAAACACACGAGAUCUUUUUCUAAGAGUUGGGGGGAGGGAGGUUGGGGGACUGUAUAAUGACAAGAAUUAGCUUACAAAAACAAAAGAAAUUGAUAUUCAAAGUAUUUUAGGCAAAGCCAGUCAAAAUGCUUUCAUGAUAUUUUGAGAUGUAAAUUUUUGUCUGAUUUGUAUUGUUCUUUUCAUUUGCCUUCUUAACUUUAUAUGUGACCUGAAUUUUCCAUAACUUGAUGACUAUAGAUUGCAUCUAGGCAUUCCAAUAAAAGCCAACCCAAUGUG
This is a messenger RNA of Phodopus roborovskii (desert hamster), 11604 nucleotides long. RefSeq names its product teneurin transmembrane protein 3 (gene Tenm3). The record is from RefSeq and is a predicted model, not a curated record. Gene Ontology annotation, cellular component: neuron projection; membrane. The coding region runs from base 654 to 8822 and encodes 2722 amino acids. Gene Ontology annotation, molecular function: protein homodimerization activity; protein heterodimerization activity; cell adhesion molecule binding. The transcript is spliced from 35 exons. Gene Ontology annotation, biological process: signal transduction; heterophilic cell-cell adhesion; neuron development. Lineage: Eukaryota; Metazoa; Chordata; Mammalia; Rodentia; Cricetidae.